Neospora caninum is the source of this 2244-nucleotide messenger RNA. RefSeq lists its product as hypothetical. The record is from RefSeq and is a predicted model, not a curated record. The transcript has a single exon. Lineage: Eukaryota; Apicomplexa; Conoidasida; Eucoccidiorida; Sarcocystidae. The coding region runs from base 1 to 2244 and encodes 747 amino acids.
AUGUCUGAGGAGGGGAAGGAGCAGGAAACGCAAGCCCCGCUGGUGACAGAAACAGCCGUCGAGUCAACUUCAGCAAAUGGGGUUAUCCCACAAAACGGUCAAUGUGGGGGUUCUGACGAAAGCACUGCAGUGCACAACAGAGAGUGGAUAUCCAUGGAGAAUUUGAAAACGCUGCUGAGGGAAAGACUGACGGAGCUGGCCAGCAAAGCCGGGUCGGGUUCGAGUUCGAGGACCACCGCUCCUUUGGAGCGCAGCCAAGGCGAAGGGCUUCUGACGUCCGUGAAGCAACAAGAAAAUGCAGAGGAUGAAGGUGAUCCAGAGGGCGGUUGCGAGAGCGGCCAUGGGCCUGACGGGUGUAAUGCUGCUCUGAUUCUCCACGAUAUUCUAAAAUCACGACAAGUUGCAGCCGACGAUCUGGAAAGUUACAGAGGGAAGCUUCCUUCUCUGGGGGCGUUGCUCCACGAGGAAGGGCUGUGCAAACCGUGUGUGUUUGCAAACAAAGCGAACAAGCAAUGUUUGAAUGGUAUGGCGUGUCUGUUUUGUCACCACUUUCACAAGGAGAAGCGGAAACGAGCCCGCAAAUCACGUGCACAACAGAAACAUCAGUCCUCCCCUGACGGUGUCUCUCCCGUCUCCUUCUCCUGCCCUGACCCCCAUUUCGCCCCUUUUCUUCAUCCAGGGAGUGCUCAUCGAGGCAACGGGCUGCGCCCCCAUGUACCUAUCAGAUUGCCAAUGCCGCCUGCCCUCAGAACACCGUUUUUCCCGGGUUGUUUUACCGCAGUGGAAGGACCCAGGUCCGUAGUAGGAAGCCCUGAUAGUCUUCCGGCGCUCCUUCCGGAAGGAGGGGGAUCUCAGUUUAGAACCAAGAGUUGCACAGCGAACCAGCCACCGCCACCCCCGCCGCCUCCCCCAGGCCUACAUAAGCUCGCUAUGACCGACGCGUCGAGUUGGAAUUUGAAAGGGCAAACCCCCAUCAAUCUCUCGAAAAAAAAUGAUUUAGAGCUGUGCCCGACGCUCCUCACGGGCGGUCGUUGCCUGCAAAGCCUGCGGUCGACCUCGCGUCAGUUUCACGUCUCCGGACGAAGGGAGGCGGCAUCACCGGCCGCCUGCAGUGGUGGUAGAUGCGGUAGCCUGAAAAAAGAAAACUCUCAUGCCAAAAGGUCUACAACAGGGACAGCGCUUUUCCAGGAAAUCACAGCUCCUGAGAGAAACUCGUCCCUCCAGCCGGCCGUUGAGUCACCUGCCAACCCGGAUGCCGUCGCAUGUACGACGAUUUCGAAUGCAAGUAAUCAUUUGAGAUCGGUCGCCGAACGAAAACACCCUGAUUCUAAAAACGCUGUGCACGAGAAACCCACCAGCCAUGCUUCCAACAUCCAUAGAGGUCUUUCGUACGAAUGCAAGGCCGACAGUCCAAAUAGAGGCAAUGGAUGGUUGCCUGCUGGGUCUCACAGUGGACAAGGAGACCUCGCUAGUGCCGUUGCCAACGGAGUGUCAUGUGGCCCCUCAUUCGAGUCAUCAGUAGUAGAUCUAAAUCGUGCGAAUAGUUGCCGAGCGCAGGAGUUCCGCAGGGUAGAUCUCCAGAAGGCAGAUCACGACGAAGGGCACUGUUAUCAGAAGCGUCAGGACAGGGUGGAACUACGUCCAUCUGCUGCAGAAGACGUGCCAGCGGCUGAAGAUUCAUGGUUUCGGGAGCGAAACUGCUUCUUCAACGGGGUGCCCACCGAAGCGCGUCCUCCGCAAAAUACUGCGAUUGCAGGGGGAUGCAGCCAUGUUUCCUCACCGAACAGAAGUGAAUAUGUUCUAGGUGGGAGGGGCAACGACAGUCGCAACGCAGUCUCUUCUCUGCUUAGAACUGCGCCAGAUCCUGUAGAUGGCAAGUCGGAGAGUAUUAGAGGGCUGCAAGACAAUGACAAUCAGGAGAGCGAAGGGGUAGUGCAGCAUCCUCCCUUUAUGGGUGAUGGAGAGAACGCAAAAGACGACCUUGCUAAGAGUGCCCUGGGACGACUGAAUCGGGACGAACUUGUUCACUUAAUGGACCUGAUUGUCUGCGCAUUAGCCGCCCAAAACCAUCCAGCUUUUGCAAGACCCCAGAUGGACGCUAACCGAGGAGAACAUCUUGAUUCACAGAUAGGCUCCUCUACGUCUGGGAAGUUCGAUCCGGAGUUGGAUGAAGCUGGGAAACAAGAAGACGGUGAGAGCGCGUCCACUAGUUUCUCCUUUCCUGGCGGGCUAGCGCUAUGUUGA